Molecule: messenger RNA, 1956 nt
Organism: Rhea pennata
Lineage: Eukaryota; Metazoa; Chordata; Aves; Rheiformes; Rheidae
Gene: IGSF21
Product: immunoglobin superfamily member 21
Exons: 11
Coding region: 1-1761 (586 amino acids)
Biological process (GO): homophilic cell-cell adhesion; heterophilic cell-cell adhesion
Cellular component (GO): adherens junction
Source: RefSeq, a predicted model, not a curated record
AUGGCUUUACCGCCGACUAAGGAGCAAAUUGGCGGCUUAGAGGGCGGCAGCGCGGCCGCGCAGCCGGGAUUAACCUCGAAUACGGGGGCGCGGAGGAGGGGGGGGGGAGCGGCCGAGCCGCGGAGCAGCAUCCCCGGGGGCGCGGAGCCCCCCCCCUCCCCCGGGGGCGCGGAGCAUCCCCGGGGUGCGGAAUCACCGCCAUCACCCCCCCGCCACCGCGGAGCAUCCCCGGGGUGCGGAACCCUCUCCGGGGUGCGGACCCCCCCCCACCCCGGGGUACGGACCCCCACCCACCCCCGGGGGCCGCGGGCGGCGGCGCGGGGCGCUUGUGAGCCGCAUGGGGCAGCCCCCGGCGCGGAGGCGCGGCGCAAGAUGAGCCCCCUGCCCCUCGCCCUGCUGCUCUGGGACCUGCUGGACGCGGCGCUGGGCUACCUCACGGUGAGCAUCGAGCCGCUGCCGCCCGUGGUGGUGGGCGACGCCGUGACCCUCAAAUGCAACUUCAAGACGGACGGCAGGAUGCGCGAGAUCGUCUGGUACCGGGUGACGGACGGUGGCACCAUCAAGCAGAAGCUCUUCACCUUCGAUGCCAUGUUCUCCACCAACUACUCGCAUGCUGAGAGCCCCCGCAGGCGGGAAGACCUGCUCUACCAGUCGACGGUGCGGCUGCCGGAGGUGCGCAUCUCGGACAACGGCCCCUACGAAUGCCACGUGGGCAUUUACGACCGAGCCACGCGGGAGAAGGUGGUGCUGGCCUCCGGGAACGUCUUCCUCAACGUCAUGGCGCCUCCCACGUCCAUCUCGGUGGUCGCCGCCGACACGCCGGCGCCCUUCAGCCGCUACCAAGCGCAGAACUUCACGCUGGUGUGCGUGGUGGCCGGAGGCAAGCCCGCACCGCUGGUGUACUUCAAGCGCGACGGGGAGCCCAUCGAGGUGACGCCGCUGCCGGAGCCGCCGAGCGGCGGCGGUGGCGGCGGCAGCUCGCUGGAGGGCCGGGCGCCCCGUAACCUGCUGCACCGCGACCUGGACGACACCAAGGUGCCGAAGCCGCUGUGGGCGGCCGAGGCGGAGGCGCGGGGCGGGCGGCCGCCUGGCACGGCGGAGCCGCCCUGGGGGCUGGCGGCCGAGCGGGGCCCCGCCACCGAAGCCAUCCCCGAGACGGUGGUGAGCCGCGAGUUCCCACGCUGGGUGCACGUGGCCGAGCCCAUCUACUACGUCCGGCACGUGCAGGUGCCCGUCAGCGACGGCACGGUGGAGGCGCGGGCCACCCUGACGUGGACCCUGAACCCCCAGAUCGACAACGAGGCGCUCUUCAGCUGCGAGGUGAAGCACCCGGCGCUCUCCAUGCCCAUGCAGGCGGAGGUGACCCUCGUGGCUCCCAAGGGCCCGAAGAUCACCAUGACCCCGACGAGAGCCCGCGUCGGCGACACCGUGCGCAUCUUGGUGCAGGGCUUUCAGAACGAAGUCUUCCCAGAGCCGCUGUUCACCUGGACCCGGGUGGGCAGCAGGCUGCUGGACGGCAGCGCCGAGCACGCCGGCAAGGAGCUGGUGCUGGAGCGGGUGCCGGCCGAGCUCAACGGCUCCAUGUACCGCUGCACGGCGCAGAACCCGCUCGGCUCCACGGACACCCACACCAGGCUCAUCGUCUUUGAAAAUCCCAAUAUUCCCAGAGGAACUGAGGACUCCAACGGUUCGGCGCCCGGCCGCCGCGGCUUCGGGCUCGCCGCGGUGCUCGCCCUGACAGCCACCCUGGAGCUCACGUGAAGCUUCGCCCGCCUCGUCCUCCUCCUCCUCCUCUUCCUCCUCGCGGCUCCAGCCGGCUUUCACGCCUCCAGCAACUGGUUCUCUCUCUUUUUUCUUUUUUUUUUUCUAUAAUAUUUGCAGUCUCGGGCUCUUUCUGUCUGUGUCUUGGCAUCCUCAGCCAAAUUAAUUAAAAUGCGACAAAUUCGCUCCCUUCUU